AUGGAUGAACCUGCGAUAGGAGAACCCUCGGAAGCUGCGUAUGUUCCCCUUUCGUCUGCAUCCACUUCGCAGCAUCCUCGCACCGACGUAUGGGAAUUUCAAGUUGGGGGGAUGCGGUGCGGGAACUGCGCCAGGAAAAUCGAAAACAGACUGAGACAGACCUUCACGUCCAGCAUUCUCAGCGUUGAUGUCGAUGUUCGGGGGGGACGCGUGAAAGUUUCCGCCACCCGCUCUCCUGGCGCAUCCGACACAGCCGGCGUCGUGACACAUGCCGAGAUUGCAGGCGCGAUUGCAGUCCUUGGACUAGACGUCUCGCUCCUGAGCAGUGGUUCACCAGUUGCCGCUUCGUGUGUUGCGUCGGUCGAUUUCUCGGCGUCAACUUCUCUGGCCACAACGGUCGAGACCGGGAAACAAGCGGAGAGGGGCGCUGAAGAGAACCGGGGAAACCCGGAGGCGAGUCUGAAGGAGCAACUGCGUUAUGCGGAACUCAGAGUCGAAGGCAUGACCUGCGCGUCUUGCGCGAGACACAUCGAAAAGCAUGUACAGAAGCUGCCAGGCGUGCUGUCGGUCGCCGUCAAUCUGAUCCUGGAGUCAGCGACGGUUGAGUACCGAGCCUCGUGCCAUGCGUCGUCGCCGACUGUGACCGUCGAGGACAUCCGUCGCCACGUAGAAGACUUGGGCUACCGCACAAGUGUGGGCCUCGAUCGGCCUCUCUAUACGUCCUCCGCUGCAUCGGUGUUUCCUAAGCGUGCGUCUCCGUCUGGCGACGGCGGAGGAGCGGCCGGUUCAGCGACUGAGAGCACAGGGGAGAAAACGAGGCGAGCUUCCUCGUCUGCUCUUUUGGCUCCAUGUACCCCUCCAGCAGCGACAUUACACCUGUGUCUGCUCCCGCCUUUUCCGUCUCGCGCUCUGGAGUCCUGCUCGCCUCAAGCAGACUUGCCGACGUUCUCUUCUUCCUCUCGCGGCGCUUCGCGUGCGUCUUCCUCGCUUCUCAACCCCAACACGCAGCCUCUCCUUCAGUCCGCCUCGACGCAGGCCGAGCCACGGCCGACGCCGCCGCUUCCCGCUCGGCCUUUUGCGCGUGCACGCGCAGUUCCACAGGCGCAUGCGCGUCCCUCUUCUUCGGCCGCGGAUGCGUCGGGCCCCCGGUGUUCGGCUGCUCCCUCGGAAUCCGUAGCAGCCUUCGUCAGCUGGCUAGAGAAGCAACAAGGCAUUAUCGCCGUCGCCAGUGCGUCCGACGCAGGCGCAGCGGAACGCGCCCGACGCAGGUCCCAGGUUUUCUUCUCUUUGCUGCGAAGCGCGACGAGCCGUGGAGAGGACGACGCUGCUCUGUCUCGGGGGCCGUCCGCCUACCCACCUUCUCUCGCCUCCUCCGCUCUUUGCGCUCCCCACGAAACGCGCUGGGAGCGGCGCGACUUUCAGCUGGGUCUGCCGGGGAUCCGAGUCACCUAUUCGCCCGACCAAAUUGGCGCGCGGGAGAUUUUGGAGCGCGCCCGGGAGGCCGGAUGGAGCGUCGAGUGGGACUCGACCGGCAAAAAGAAAUUUGGAGACCUCCAGCAGGCAGCACACGCAGAAAACGCACUAGGCAAACAGUUUGUGUGUGCGCUCCUUCCGUCGAUAGUCGUUUUCGCGGUGAUGAUGAUCAUCCCCAUGGACGCGUUCCCCGAAUGGAUGAACCUCCGAGUGCUUCCGGGGAUCUCCGCGCGCCUGCUCGUCGUCCUGCUCCUAACGACAGCAGUCAUGUACGGCCCCGGUUGGCGCUUUCACCGCGCGGCGUAUGAGGCCGCGCGUCGCGGUAUGACGGACAUGAACGUCUUGGUCUCUCUGGCAACGAACAUCGCCUUCCUGUAUUCGCUCGUCGCUGUUAUCUUCACCAUCUACGUUUCUGUAACUGUCCCACCUGGGGGCCGGCUGGCCGCGUCAACGGGUUCUCUCGCUUUGUCAAGUCACGGGACUCCGUUUCGCUCCCCGUCCUCUGCAAGUCUGACAUCGCCCCCGUUGAGGUCUUCGCCUCUCGCUUCGUUUUCGCUAUCACCUGGCGCUGUGGUCGAUCCUGCUGGACCGGCAUAUUCUUCGUCGGCUGUCGAGAUCGUGACGCGAGGAGCGGGACUGGGAGAACCACGGAAGCAGCUUUUAGACGCAGUGCAGGAGCUCUCUCUGUCAGAAGAGAGCGUUGAACAGGAAUGGAACUUCAAAUUCUCCAUUCUGCCCUCACACGCGCGCCGCUUCUCCCCUCUUCCGCGUUUCCUCGCGGCCGUCUCCACUGCUUUCCCCGACGCAACGACGGACCACCCCGAGGCAGGGAGGGACGUGAGUGGCCGACGAGGGGCAGAUGGCCAGAGGAGUGAUUCACGUCUUCUGACCCGCGACGAGGUCCACGUCAACUCGUUUUCAGGACGAGCACCGGGACACUCUGUAGACGCUUCGAAUCUUCAAAUGCCUCCUUCGCUGUCCUUGCGUGUCGUCCAUUCCCAGUCGCCAGCCUCCUCGUUCGCUCGACCUCCGCCCUCGACUCGCGCUCUAGGCUCUGAUGCAUCUGAGUUCUCGGAUGUACCUUCCUCUUCCUCUGCAGCUUCGCAUGCCAGCGCCGAGCCUGCGGACCCGCCGACCUUCUUCGACUUAUCGGCGGUCCUCAUCUGCGUUCUUCUUCUGGGCAAACUUUUGGAAGUCAAGGCGAAGCGACGCGCGGUUGCUGCCCUGGACGAACUGUCGGCGGCUCAGCCCGAGUUUGCGUUGCUGGUCCGGAACCAGUCGUCUUCCUCUGUGACCUCGGGGCGUUGCGUGAUUCGGCGAUGCGAGAACACACCGAGCGCGGGAGGCGCGAAGCUGCAGAGUGGCGAGUCGCACAGCGGAGCGGCCGAGGAGACCGACGCAGACCCAAGCGAGUUCGUGGGGGUCCGCCCGAGCGAAAAAGCAAGUGGAAAUCGCGCGGACAGUGACAACGACAGACCGGUGCGAACUGAGAAGAGAUACAAAGGUGAUGCGGGCCAAGAGGAAGCGCGACGACGCCCACACAGACCAAGAACAGAAAACUUCGAAGAACUUAUUCCUGUUGAACUGCUCCAGCUAGGCGACGUGGUGCGAGUCCCUCCGGGUGCCACCGUUCCCGCCGACGGAGAAAAGAUUAAUGAGGAGGAGUCGCUCCUUAGCGAGGCGUUGCUGACGGGCGAGAGCGUGCCUGUUUCCAAACAAAAGGGCGACUCCGUUCUCGGCGGCUCGCUUGUCGUAGGCGGACACACUGGGGCGCCGUCUUUGCACCGGUCGGCGCCUGCCGGUCCUUCAGCCGAUUUCGGGGCAGACCGGACCACGAGGGAAGGACGCGUAGGCGCUUCUUUGCUGCUGGUUCGUGUCCAGAAACUUGGGACGGCAAGUGUCCUCGGACAGAUCUUUCGGCUGGUGAAAGACGCGCAGGGAACGAAAACCAAGACUCAGCAGUUCAUUGACAACGUUGCCGGGUAUUUCGUGCCCGGUGUCCUCCUCAUUUCCGCUGUUACAACCGUCGUGUGGCUGAUCCUGCUUUUCGGCGGCUUCGUCACUCCCUCCUUCCGCGACGUCGACGCGGACACCCUCAACGCCUUCCCGGUGGCGUCGAGGAUUCUCUUCGCCCUACAGUUUGGCAUCGGCGUCCUUUCUAUUGCUUGUCCGUGUGCUCUCGGUCUCGCGGCGCCGACAGCACUGAUGGUGGGCACAGGCGUGGCUGCGCGUCUGGGAAUUCUUGUCAAAAGCGGGCAAGCUUUUGAGCUCGCGACCAAGUUGAAAGCCCUCGUUCUUGAUAAGACAGGAACCCUGACCACAGGCAAAUUCGAAGUGCAAGAAGUCGUUCUCCUGGGAUCCUCCUUCGCCCGCCUUGCCGCCCUCGCAAAGUCGUCAGACUGGCGAGACGUCCUGUCCCCGGCAGCUCUCGCUCCCCAUGUCUGCGCUCCCAACUCUUCCUCUUCGUCGCCUCUUGCUCCUUGUGCGGACGUUCGAGUUGCGCUCGCCCAGGCCGCGGAGUCGCCUUCGGCGUCCCACUCGGUGUCUGCGUGGGGGCUGAGCGUGAGAGAUCUGAGCAGUCCAGGGCGGCCAGGCGGCCUCGCUCGGUCCCAUCUGUCUUUGGGGCCCACGGAAAGUGAAGCUGCGAAAGGUGACACACGAGGACACGGUCCUUGCUUGUCCCCGUCCCUUCCCGAGAAAGCGGGAAGGCUCGAGAAAGCGAUAAACCCGACCGCGUCGCCGAACACGUCUUCCGCACCGGCUCAAGGCUGUUCUGUGUCCUCGUUUCGCGAGAUGGUGUCAGCGUUUGUGUGGAUUUUAGGUGUAGCAGAGAGACACAGCGAGCAUCCGGUUGCAGCUUCGCUGAUGGAGUUUGUUCUCGCUUGGAAGGAUCUAGCGCCUCUCGCUAGCCCGUCCUUGUUCAAGGCCCUCCCGGGCAGAGGCCUUUCAUGCCGGAUCGGCAAACAUCUGGCCGUGGAGGUCAUCUCGCUGACAAGCGCGGAAACCAGCCGAGCUCCGCGGCGCUCGUUCGAGUUUCCUGCCGUCUGUGCGUCGGCGGCCUUCGGGUCUUCCGAUGGCGCCGGUUCCUCUUCUCCCUCCUCUCCUGUAUCUUCUGGGUGCUGCUCCAAAAGCGAGCGGAGAGAUGCGAGGGAGGAGCGGACGGAGGCGAGAGAGGAAGGGGAACCUAGAGGGGCGGGAGAGGCAUGGGCAGAAGACCAGCAACGCGGCGGAGCAACCGUCGCACUCCUGGUGGUUAAUCAAGUCUGCCUCGGUGCACUCGCGCUGCGAGAUGCCGUGAAGCUGGAGAGCCGAGAGGCAGUUUCCCUCUUAGAGUCCCAUUUCGGGCUCGACGUCUGGAUGUGCACUGGCGACAGCCUUCACACGGCUAUGGCGAUUGCGGACGCGGUGGGUCUCCCGCGCUCUCGCGUCGUUGCUGAGGCCUUGCCGUCGGCCAAAGUCGCCUUCAUCGAGAAGCUGCAAAGACCGGAUGAAACGCAAACAUACCGUCCCGUCGGAAUGGCGGGGGACGGUCUCAACGACGCUCCAGCUCUCGCGCAUGCAGAUCUUUCCAUGGCGAUCGGAGCGGGGGCGGAUCUCGCCCUCACAGCGGCGGACGUCGUCAUCCUCAAGUCCAGGAUUGCGGACCUCGUCACAUUUCUCGAACUCUCUCGAGCGGUCCUCUUCACCAUUCGCCUGAGCGUCGUAUGGGCCUGUAUCUUCAACGCAGCUGGUAUCCCUCUCGCUGCUGGAGUCUUGUACAAAUUUAGAGUCUUCGUCCCACCCACCGUAGCAGGCGCCAUGAUGGCUCUCAGCUCAGUGCUCGUCAUUUCCAAUGCGCUCCUGCUAAGGCGCUUCCGUCCGUCUCUUCUUCCUCGCCUCUCUUCGUCCUCUUCGCUGGUUUGCGGUUCGCUCUCGGCUUUCUGGUCUUCUCUAUCUUGCUCAUUCUCGUCUGCUUUCUUCCAAGGUUCCGUAGACCGCCGCGGGCGUCGCGUCUACGCCGCCGACGCUCGCCCUCCUCGAGAGUCUUCUCUUCGUGCUGCUUCUUCCGACUCCGGAGCAACCGAACCAGAACGAACGGCGAACUGCCCAGAGAACCGAACGCGGGUGGGCCUUGCAGCGGAGGUUGCGUCUCCCAGAGCACAAGACUUCACGCUUCCUCUUGUCAGUCGACAAUGCACAGACGCUUGA
Neospora caninum is the source of this 5661-nucleotide messenger RNA. RefSeq names its product Heavy metal translocating P-type ATPase, related. The transcript is spliced from 14 exons. Bases 1 to 5661 code for a protein of 1886 amino acids. The record is from RefSeq and is a predicted model, not a curated record. Gene Ontology annotation, cellular component: membrane. Gene Ontology annotation, molecular function: ATP binding; copper ion binding; ATP hydrolysis activity. Gene Ontology annotation, biological process: copper ion homeostasis. Lineage: Eukaryota; Apicomplexa; Conoidasida; Eucoccidiorida; Sarcocystidae.